Musca vetustissima is the source of this 798-nucleotide messenger RNA. RefSeq names its product lipase 3-like. The coding region runs from base 1 to 798 and encodes 265 amino acids. The record is from RefSeq and is a predicted model, not a curated record. The transcript is spliced from 2 exons. Lineage: Eukaryota; Metazoa; Arthropoda; Insecta; Diptera; Muscidae.
AUGGAUUUACCCAAUACCAUCGAUUACAUUUUGGAGAAGACCCAGCAGACGCGUCUUCACUAUUUGGGACAUUCUCAGGGUACUGCGAUUUUAUUUGUUCUGCUUUCCAUGCAACCGGAAUAUAAUCGAAAAUUAAAAUCGCUGCAUAUGUUUGCACCAAUUGCCUAUCUCAAGCAUGCACGAGCUCCGCCGAUCCUUUACUUGGCGCCCUUUGUAAAUAUGCAUACCCCAAUGGAUGGCCUGGUGAGUUAUACCACUACGAGGUAUAUACCGAUUGCUGGGCGUUUAUUUAAAACAUGUAAUAAUCGUAAGGCUUCCAUUGAGGUUUGCGCCGUUCUGCUGGCAUUGCUGAAUGGUGGCAUGUCGGAUUUUAUACAAAAAUCCAUUUUACCGGAUGUUUACCAGACCCACACGGCAAGUAUUUCAGCCCGCCAAUCAUUUCAUUUUAUUCAACUUUAUUUGUCGGGACAUUUUCGCCAGUAUGACUAUGGCAGUCAGGGGAAUUUAGAGCAUUAUAAUCGUACCACACCUCCGGAUUAUGACGUGAAAAAUAUACAGCCUCGGUUCCCUUUUCAUUUUUACUACAGUGAUUUUGAUGAUUUCUCUACGAAACCGGAUGUUGAGAAAUUCAGUGGUGUUCUCGGGAAUCGAAGUGUUCUGCAUUUCGUGAAUUUGAAGAAAUUUGCCCAUUUCGAUUUUAUGUGGGGUUAUAAUAUUAAAAAACGCAUUAAUCCAGUUGUAAUGAAAAUUAUGCAGGAUACGGAGGAGGUAUUACAAAGUGAAGACUCUCAGGAUUAA